Messenger RNA from Aphidius gifuensis, 1281 nucleotides. RefSeq names its product queuine tRNA-ribosyltransferase catalytic subunit (gene Tgt). The record is from RefSeq and is a predicted model, not a curated record. NCBI's taxonomy places the organism in Eukaryota, Metazoa, Arthropoda, Insecta, Hymenoptera, Braconidae. The transcript is spliced from 4 exons. Bases 1 to 1281 code for a protein of 426 amino acids. Gene Ontology annotation, cellular component: cytosol. Gene Ontology annotation, molecular function: tRNA-guanosine(34) queuine transglycosylase activity.
AUGAUUGCUUUUAGAAGUCGCAUGAGACACGUUGUCAUUGAUGGCAUGGUUUUGAUCUCACAAAAAAAGUCAAUAGUUACAAAAAUGAACAAUAAUACAAAUAAACCAUUAAUUUACAAAGUUACAAAUGAGUGUAAAACAACCAAAGCAAGAGUUGGAGUAAUGACAUUAGUUCAUCAUCAUGUUGAUACACCAGUUUUUAUGCCAGUUGGAACACAGGGUACAUUAAAAGGAUUGUUACCUCAACAACUGGAACAAUUAGAUUGUCAAAUAAUGUUGAGUAAUACAUAUCAUCUGGGAAUACGUCCGGGACCAGAAAUUUUAAAAGAAGCAGGUGGUCUACAUAAAUUUAUGAAUUGGAAUAGAGCACUAUUAACAGACUCUGGAGGAUUUCAAAUGGUAUCUUUAAUGAAAUUAGCAGAAGUAACUGAAGACGGAGUUAAAUUUAGAUCACCAUUUGAUGAAACUUCUGAAUGUAUGUUGACACCAGAACAUUCAAUAGAAAUACAAAAUGCUAUUGGUGCUGAUAUAAUGAUGCAAUUGGAUGAUGUUAUACCAACAACAUCAACUGGUCCAAGAGUUGAAGAAGCAAUGCAUCGAACAACUAGGUGGUUGGAUCGUUGCUUAGCUGCUGAUAAACGUCCACAUGAACAAAGUAUAUUUCCAAUUGUUCAAGGUGCUUUAGAUGAAAAUUUAAGACGUCAAAGUGCUGAGGAACAUAUUAAACGUGACGUCAAUGGUUUUGCAGUUGGUGGUUUAAGUGGUGGUGAAAGUAAAAAUGAUUUUUGGCGAAUGGUUCAUGUGAGUACAGAUAUUCUUCCAAAAAAUAAACCAAGGUAUCUCAUGGGUGUUGGAUUUGCUGUUGAUUUAGUUGUAUGUGUUGCACUUGGAGUUGACAUGUUUGAUUGUGUUUUUCCAACAAGAACAGCUAGAUUUGGAUGUGCAUUAGUUCGAACUGGACAAUUGAGUUUACGUCAACAAAUUUAUAAAAAUGAUUUAAAACCGAUUGAUGAAAAUUGUGAUUGUUCUACAUGUAAAACAUACACAAGAGCAUAUAUUCAUCAUAUUGUGACUGUUGAAACAGUAGCUUGUCAUCUUUUGACUGUUCACAAUAUUGCAUUUCAAUUAAAACUUAUGAAAGACAUUCGUACGAGUAUUGUUAACCAAUGUUUUCCAAAAUUCGUCAAAGAUUACAUGGACACUUUGUAUUCUGAUAAAAAUUAUCCAAAAUGGAUAAUAGAUGCACUUAAUUCAGUUAAUAUUAAUUUAUUAGAAAGUUGA